Molecule: messenger RNA, 1992 nt
Organism: Eimeria acervulina
Lineage: Eukaryota; Apicomplexa; Conoidasida; Eucoccidiorida; Eimeriidae
Product: Apicomplexan specific coiled coil protein, related
Exons: 10
Coding region: 1-1992 (663 amino acids)
Source: RefSeq, a predicted model, not a curated record
AUGACGGACACACAACUCCAAUGGGAGGAUAUUCAGCUUGUACGGGAGUCCCUGAUGAAGCUGUCGGGAGACACCGAAAGAAAACAAGAAAUAAUGAAGGGAUUCACAGAGACGCUGCUGCAGUGUCUGCAGCUAACUCAAACAUGCAAUUUGCGUCUCCUAGCUGAACGAAACGAUCUCGCGCGGCUGCGAGACGAGAAUCUGCUGCCUUUGGCUGGGGUGCUGCAGCAGCAAUACGUGCAGCAGUUUCGCACUAUGACGAAGCAAAUAUUAAAUUAUGUCUCUUCUUUAAAAGACAGAAACUUCUUCAAUCUGGAAGAGCUGCUCGUUACCUACGCCAAGAUUGCCGAAGAACUGCGGCUUCUGCAUCGCUACGCUUUAGCAGAUAUCUUUGAUGAGUUGAGUGCAUGCAUUUGCGAGGAGAUAGAACUGCGGCGUCUGGAAGCAAUAAGCGAGGAGCGGCAGCAGCUUUGCGAUGAAGUAGAAGCAGCAAUACAGCAAAAAGAGCAGCAACUUCAAGAAAUAAAAGACAGACAACGUAGCAAGUUUGAAUCUAUUGAGAAACUCAACAUGCAGGAAGUCGCCGAGAUGUGUGUUACAACAGAACACAAAGGUGUACAGACAGAAGAUGCACUGUCUCUAAGAGAAGGGGCCUUAGGCCCUUUAAUUGUAGCGAGAGCUACGAAGCAAAAAGCUCCUCAACCAGAUGCUGUUUGUUCUCUAGCCAGACGAUGUUGGCGGGCAUGCAACGCAUAUGACAUGCAGACGAGUAUUAGAAAGCUGCUAAAGAACACUCCAAGACUUCAACCCAAUCUUCUUUCAGAUUACACCCAGCUUCCUUCUUUCUUUGAGAAGUUCAGCGUCGAACCUGCAGAAGGACUUGUGCAGCCCCAGGGCUUUAUUCGCAUUCUCCCCCUAUUUCUCUGGCUGCCUGCCUUAAGAGAGUUGGGUUAUCUUAAUCUUGUUCAUACUCUGAGUGCAGAGGCAGUAAAGGAGGGUCUUGAAGGCAGUAGACUUCCUCGCAUAUCAUCUUCACGUCUCUCUUCUUUUUAUAACUUCUGCAAGUGUAAUGUUAUCCCUCUUUAUGAGAAGCUGUGCAGCAACAGAGACUUUGCUGCUUCUCUGGCUCCUCUACUGCCUGCUGAUGCUGCUGCUGCAGAGGAGCAGCCGCAGCAGCAGCAGCAUGAAGCAGAGACACCUGAAAGGGGACUAGAGAUUGUAAAUCUUGAGGUGUAUGCGCAGCUUCAGCUCCCUAUUGAUGUGGUGUCUCUGCUGCUGUUAGACCCUCUUGAGCAUCUCUUUGUUUUCUUCAGCGAAGUUUCUAUGAAUCCAUCUCUAAAUAAAAACAGAUACAAGACAAAGCAGCAGCAGCAGCAACAGCAGCAGCAGCAGCAGCAACAGCAGCAGCGGGCAACGGCAUACAAAACCCCGCUUGCAGGCAAGAGCAGCAGCAGCAGCAGCAGCAGCAGCAAACGUCAAGGGGCUGAGUUACCGCCAGGAGCAGCAGCAGCAACAGGAGCAGCAGCAGCAGCAGCAACAUCGGCGACAAAGGUGAUUAUCUCUUCAGACGGAGAAGAGGAGGAGACACAGCACCAGCAGCCACAGCUGCAGCAAAAGCAGCAUCAUCAGCAGCGGCAACAGCAGCAACAGCAAGAGCUGCUGCUGCUGCAUCGGCAGCUGCGGCGGGUGAGGCUGAGCAUCCGACAGGGGAGGCAACUGCAGCAGCAGCAGCAGCAGCAGCAGCACGAAGUAUCGCUGGUUGAUGUAUGCGGACAUGCCUCCACCUGUGGGGGGCCCCUUUGGGGGCCCCCUACAGGCAUAGGUACCCCCGUAGGGGGGCCCUCUACAGUUAUAGGGGCCCCCUGGGGGCCCCUUAACAGUUAUAGGGGCCUCCUGGGGGCCCCCAUAACUGUUACUAUAACUGUACAGGGGCCCCACUGGGGACCCCUUAACAGUUAUAGGGGCCCCCUGGGGGGCCCCCUACAGUUAUAG